AUGUCAUACGGACAAUACACCCAAAAUCUUUCCGAACCUGCAGCCAUAGCUAUUGGCGAGCUUCUGGCUUGUGACCCGACUAAUGGCCCAGAUUAUGGCGCGGACGUUCUGAAUCCGAGACCCUGGUCAGCAGAUGUUCGAACAUGCUGGAUACAACUUCGCAAUAUUAUCAAAAGAGAAGGCGCAAAUGAGGUGGACUGGACCCCGGAGCAAUGGAAAUUGAUGCGUGUGGUUCGAGAGUUGCGAGAAUACUUCCUUUCUCUUCAGACAUCGUCGGCUUCCACUGCUUGGACUGAAGAUGAGGCAAAGGCUAUGGAUGGCCUUAUUAAGCGCAUUCCCGAGCCGCCAUCUCUGGCUCUAGAGGACGAGGAGGAUAUUCGAAAAGAACUCCCUUUUCAGACCCUUCGACUUGGUAUUUUCCUUGCGGACCAUAAACUUCGCGAGUUGGAGCAUAAAGCAGGACCAAGUCGUCGUUGA
Messenger RNA from Hymenoscyphus albidus, 477 nucleotides. The record is from the annotation of a GenBank genome assembly. Lineage: Eukaryota; Fungi; Ascomycota; Leotiomycetes; Helotiales; Helotiaceae.